Messenger RNA from Aptenodytes forsteri (emperor penguin), 1944 nucleotides. RefSeq names its product DC-STAMP domain containing 1 (gene DCST1). Gene Ontology annotation, cellular component: membrane. The transcript has 17 exons. Bases 1 to 1944 code for a protein of 647 amino acids. The record is from RefSeq and is a predicted model, not a curated record. Lineage: Eukaryota; Metazoa; Chordata; Aves; Sphenisciformes; Spheniscidae.
AUGGAGCCGGUGGUGGCCCCUGGGCAAGAGCGCUCGGCUGGGACAGAGGCAUCCCUGAAGCGAGUGGUGGUCUCGCUGCUGCCUGCCCCGUGCAGCCGGUUCCUCUGGGGCCGGCCGGACCAGUACCGCCGCAGCGAGUUCUUCCUGGGUGGCGGCGUCGGGACCCUCCUUGGCCUCGGGCUCUGCCAGCUCCUCAUCGUCCCCAUGAACAUCACAGAGAUGCGCAAGGUGAAGCUCUCCUGCGGGCUGGCGGGGGUGACUACCUUGGGCUGGGCCACGUCUCCCCACUUUCGCUGCGCCAGUCUGCUUGUGGCCCCCAAAUUCCUGGGCAAGGAGGGUCGGGUCUAUGUCCUCUCCUUUGUCCUCGUCGCCAUCUACAACGGGCCCGUGGCCAACACCUGGCACAACCUGGAGGAGGUGACGCGCUCGGCGUGGCAGAGCUGCAGUGGGCGGACGCUGAGCGCCGAGAUGCGGAACAUCUCGCGUGCCUUCAUGGGGCUGAAUGAGGAGGUGGCCAGUGAGGAGGGGUACGACCUGCGGCAGCACCAGCACCCGGACCCCCGGCCAGCCCCCAGCACCCAGCAGCUGUACGAGAUGAAGACCAAACUGCGCUGUACCUAUGUGAUCGAGCUGGGCAUGCAGCGCUGCCGGGACUGGUUCAGCACCAAGCACGAGGUUUGCAUGGCACAAGUGGUCGUGCCCCUCAUCAGCCACCUCCUCUGCCUGCCCAUGAAGUUCAAGUUCCUCUGCCACAUUGUCAAGGUCAUGCACAGCUGGUGUUGGGACAAGAUCCCCGUGGAGGGCAACUUCGGGCAGAUGUACGACCUGGUGAACAACUCCGUCAGCAACCUCAGCCAGGACUUCAGCGCCAGCGUUGUAUUCCAGGAGGAACACCGCGAGAUGCUGCUGGGCGCCAACGUGUCGGCGGAGCAGCUGAUGGAGGAGGUGACCUCGCACCUGCGGCAGCAUGGCGCCCACCUGGGCCAAGCCAUCUCCUUCUUCCGCCUGCUGCUCUCCUGCACCUUCCUCCUCGUCUUCAUCUCGGCUUUCUCCUACACCAAGCGGUACUGCCAGGACAUCUGCUUCGACAACCUCUACGUCACCACCUACUUCCGCCAAAUCGACGCCCGCCGCAGAGCAGAAAGCAGGGGGGGAGAACGGACGCUGCUGCCCCUGCGCCGGGCAGAGGUCUCGGCUGUCAUCUUCCCGUGUCGCCUGACUGUGCAGCCGCCCGAGCUGCAGAGCAUGGUGCUGGAGCUGCUGGAGUGCAUCCCGCCGCUGCUCCUCCUCCUCCUCGCCUGUGGCCUCGACCACGUGCUCUUCACCAUGCUCAGCAUCAUCCAGCAGCACUCCUUCGUGCAGUACUCCUUCCACACCUGCCUGCCCCCAGGGCAUGACGAGGCAAGGCAGCAAUACGUGGGCAGCUGCCUGCCCCUGGCCGUGCUGGCGCUGCUCUGCCUGGCCCAGGGCUACACAUACCGCCUGCGCACGCCCCGGAUGGCUCGGCUCCUGCGGAGCACCAUCGGGGCCCUCAAUACCUCCUCUGACACCCAGCUGGAGACAUCCAACUUCGCCUGCCUGCCGCAACCCCAGGGCAUGACGAGGCAGCAAUACGUGGGCAGCUGCCUGCCCCUGGCCGUGCUGGCGCUGCUCUGCCUGGCCCAGGUCUACACGUACCGCCUGCGCCGUGCCAUCGCUGCCUUCUACUUCCCCAAGCGGGAGAAGAGCCGCGUGCUCUACCUCUACAACAAGCUGCUGCGGCAGCGGCAGAGCUUCGUCCACCGGCAGCGGAAACGUAUCGCCCGGCGGGCACAGCAGCACCCGGGACUGGUGAGCGGGGACGGGGACGCGGGGCUGGGACCGCACCAGGAUGCUGGGGCGGGGGGCUUCACUGUCACCCGAUCCCAGGACAGCAGCGAGGAGGACGCAGGGUACGCGGCCUGA